ACACUGUGUUUACCGGUUGAUUGGAAUAUAUUUGUCGCUCACGCUACUUACUAUGUCUGAGUUUGACCCUGUGUCUGACUUUCUUGCUCGUGAACAGGCGGCCCUUGGCGAUUUAGGCGAUGAUUUCAAGCUAAGUGAAGAGAAUGCUGAUAUAGAAGUUCAAUCACAUGAACCAGCCUCUGAUCCUAGUUAUGUAUUUCUUAAUGGACAAUCGACAAUGAAUGGUUCUCAUGUUGAACAAAAAAAUCUCAAUGAGCCUAAUUAUAAUAUUAACGAUUCUGAUCAUGAUUUUAACACAAUGAUAUUAUCAUCUGACAAUAAUAAUAAUAAUGGCACAGAAUCUUGGCGUGAAGAAUUUAACAAAAGAAUCAAAGCUAAAGAUGCUGAAGAAGAGAAAAAGUGUAGUGAAUUAAUGGAAACUGGAAAAAGGGAAUUAAAUAAUUGGUAUAAAGAAUAUCAUCAACAUUUAGAGACAAGAUCUCGUGAAUUACGUGAGAAGAAACAUGAUUCAAAUGGUCAGUUAAUGAAUGGUGGCGAUAAGCCAUCUGUGAAAGAUACAGCUGUUUGGGAGAGUAUUUGCAAUUUAUGUGAUUUUCAAUCCAAGCAAAAAUCUGCAAUUGAUACAUCAAGAAUGCGUAAUAUUCUCCUCUCUCUUAUAGAACCAAACAAUUAACAACAUACAGUAUUCUAUAAAAAUCAAUAAGGACAAUAUGUGCCUUUCUAUUAUUAUUAUUAUUCUUUCCCGUAUAAUAACACACUGAUUGUGAUAUUUACCCAAAUAGGAAAAAAAGUGCCUUGUCGUGUUGUGUGUGUGUGUGUGCGUGCGCGCGCGCUGUACACUGUAUGAAAUUCAAAUUGCCUCAUUCAACUAAACUAUUGAUGAAUUUCGUGUUGUUUUUUUUAAAGUUUUUUCUCUUUAUUCAAAACACAUUUUGUUAUAAAAAAAGUUUUUUUUGUAUUGAUUUCAAUGGUCAAUGUUUGUUUCCCUAUUAGGAGAAUAUAUGCUACAUUGAUCAAACUUUGAUUACAUUGGUUGAUUUUUAUUUUGAACAUUGAAUUUUGGUUGUUUUUUUUGUGUACAUCAUGUACUUUUUGUUUUGUAAGCGAACAUUAAUUACCACCUUUUCAGCUGUUCAGUUGUCUGUCUUAUGUUAUAAUAAUUCAGAAAAAUGUAUGUGUGUGUGUGUGUGCGCUAGUGAUUGAUUACUACAUUUCAUGUUCCAUGUCGGAUAUGUUUGUGCGGUGGAUGGAGAGUUUUUUUUCUUUCCGUACGUGCGUUGUGCCUUUACAUUUUUUCUCUUCAUAAUUUAUAAUGUUAAUAUUAAAUAAACAAUUUGAUUUAU
Messenger RNA from Schistosoma turkestanicum, 1343 nucleotides. The record is from the annotation of a GenBank genome assembly. Lineage: Eukaryota; Metazoa; Platyhelminthes; Trematoda; Strigeidida; Schistosomatidae.